CAAUGUUUGACUUGUUAGUCGCGAAAAACUGCUUUCUGUGACUGCUUUGUGUUUACUUUUACAUGUAAUUUUCUGUUAUGUUUCUGUUGUUUGGUGCAACGAGAAAUAAGUCCUAUUAAAUGAAGAGAAACAAACUAAAAAAGAAGAAAGAUGAAUCGUCUCCAGCUAAAAUCCAAUUAAAAUUAAAACGCCAAACAGAUUCUUCCAAUACCGACAAUGAAAAUGCGACAGACGAUACGAAAAAUUUGUUGAAGAAAAGAAAAAGACAUCGCUCACCAUCCAGUUCGUCUUCUUCCUCUUCAUCAUCUUCCAGUUCCGAUAGUUUGAGUAGUAGUUCUAGUAGCGAAUCGUCUUCGGAAAAUGAAAGGUUUUCCAAUAAGGGCAGCAAGACGAAAAUGAAGAAAAAACGAAAAAAAUCAACGUCUUCUUCGACUUCUAGUUCUAGCGAUUCUUCAAGAGAAGAUAGAGUGAAGAAAAAGAAGGUUCUUAAAAAGAAGAGACGUCGAAAAGAUUCAACAUCGUCAUCAUCCAGUACGAGCACUAGCAGUUCGUCUAGCGAUGAAAAACGGAAAAAAUCUCGAAAAAAAACACCCAAAAAUAAAACGAAAGGAAAAGAAACGGAUAACGAACCAACUAUGGACAUUCCUCUUAGUCUGAUGGAUAACCAAAGUAAAUCAAUGGUUCCGAUGAGCAAAGAAGAGUGGGACAAGAAGCAAUCGACGGUCAGACGGGUGUACGACGAGUCUACUGGUCGACACAGAUUAAUUAAGGGCGAUGGUGAGGUAUUGGAAGAAAUCGUCAGUAAAGAUAGGCAUAAGCAAAUUAACAAGUCUGCUACCAAGGGAGACGGAGAGUAUUUUCAAAAUAAAUUAUCACAAAAAGUUAAAAAAUAAUUUUAUACAUCAACUAUUUUUCAUGUUGUGCUAGUUUGGUUUUUAAUUCUUAAGGAUAUUCACAUUAAAGUAUUUGCAGAAUUUACAGAU
Messenger RNA from Psylliodes chrysocephalus, 983 nucleotides. The record is from the annotation of a GenBank genome assembly. NCBI's taxonomy places the organism in Eukaryota, Metazoa, Arthropoda, Insecta, Coleoptera, Chrysomelidae.